Molecule: messenger RNA, 813 nt
Organism: Nycticebus coucang (slow loris)
Lineage: Eukaryota; Metazoa; Chordata; Mammalia; Primates; Lorisidae
Product: arylamine N-acetyltransferase 1-like
Exons: 1
Coding region: 1-813 (270 amino acids)
Molecular function (GO): acetyltransferase activity
Source: RefSeq, a predicted model, not a curated record
AUGGACAUCAAAGCAUAUUUUGAAAGAAUUGGUUAUGAGAACUUCAGGAAGAAGUUGGACUUGGAAACAUUAACUGACGUUCUUCAGCACCAGAUCCGAGCUGUUCCCUUCAAGAACCUUAACAUACAUUGUGGGGAACCCAUGGAGUUGGGCUUACAGGCCGUUUUCGAUCACAUUGUGAGAAGGAAGCGUGGAGGGUGGUGUCUCCAGGUCAAUCAACUUCUGUACUGGGCUCUGAGCACAAUGGGCUUUGAGACCACAAUGUUGGGCGGGUAUGUUUACAUCACUCAGACUGAACAAUACAGCAGUGGCAUGGUUCACCUGGUAUUGCAGGUGACCAUUGGUAGCAAGAAGUACCUCGUUUGUGCUGGAUUUGGUGCCUCCUACCAGAUGUGGGAGCCUCUGGAGUUAGUUUCUGGGCAGGAUCACCCUCAGGUGCCUUGUGUCUUCCGUCUGACAGAAGAGGAUGGAAUCUGGUACCUGGACCAGAUCAGGAGAGAGCAGUAUGUUCCCAAUGAAGACUUUCUUAAUUCUGAUCUCCUGGAAAAGAACACAUACCAAAAACUCUAUUCCUUUACUCUUGAACCUCGAACAAUUGAAGAUUUUGAGUCUAUGAAUAUUUACCUGCAGGAAUCUCCAGCAUCUGUGUUUACAAGCACAUCACUUUGUUUCUUGCAGACCCCAGAAGGAGUCCACUGUUUAGUGGGCUUCACCCUCACCUAUAGGAGAUUCAAUUAUAAGGACAAUGUAGAUCUGGUAGAGGUUAAGACUCUGGAUGAGGAAGGAAUAGAAGAAGUGCUGAAUAAUAUGUAA